Molecule: messenger RNA, 3090 nt
Organism: Drosophila busckii
Lineage: Eukaryota; Metazoa; Arthropoda; Insecta; Diptera; Drosophilidae
Gene: Task6
Product: two pore potassium channel protein sup-9
Exons: 9
Coding region: 1046-2248 (400 amino acids)
Biological process (GO): stabilization of membrane potential; potassium ion transmembrane transport
Cellular component (GO): membrane
Molecular function (GO): potassium ion leak channel activity
Source: RefSeq, a predicted model, not a curated record
UGAAUGAGUGCGCACUGUAAACGCUAGUGAGAAAUUCAAGUAGCACAAAAUUAUACAAGUGAAAAUUUGUGGUAUUAGGCAAAUUAUUAAAUGCUAAUUUUAAAUUAAAGCAAGUGGCUGCUGACAACAAAUUGUUAAGGAGAGCAGUUAAAUUAGUAAGCUUGAAUAAUUUGGCGCCAGCCAAAGGAUAGAGGAAUAACAACAACUAGAACGGCGACGGCAAAAUGCCGCCUUGCGUGUCGUUACAACGGGGCGGAUGCUUGUUAUCCACAGUAGCUGCGUCCUUGAAUGAGCUGGGCUGCGUCAUGCACGGAUCUUUCUCUGUCAGUAGCAGCAGCAUCAGCAGCGGCAAGCGAAUGCAUCAUCAUCAUCAGGCAGUAACAUGUGCAGCAGCUGGGCGUUUAUAAAUAAAAGUAAGGACGUGGUUGGGCAACGAACGCGAAGUUGACGAGCAGCACAUAAGGACAACCAAAAGCUUAAAAUAAAACACAAUAUGCUGUUGUUAUAUACAAAUGCAAGUGUUACUAAAAUUAGAGCCAACAGCAGUAGCAUCCACUCGAGUGCAACAGCAAUUGACGCCUAAGUGAAUUUGCCUAGAAGUAGGCAACAACAAAGUUAAAGUUCAAACAAACGUGUGUGUGUGUGUAAGAGAGAGCGCCACUGUAACUGUGAGUGUGAGUACGAGUGUGUAAAGUGGCCAAGGUGUGUCCCAAGUGUCAACUUGUGUGUAGUCACAGUGCUUAACCUGAUUUAUAAAAGUUUGUCCUUUCCGCGAGACACGCGACGCGACAAGAGGCUCGAGACCAAAGAAGCAGAAGAGCACACACACACACUUACACACAUGCAUUGGAAAGAGAGCAUCAGUAGUUACAGAAGCAACGGCUAUAAAAACCGCAACAACUACUACGACUACUACGACGAUAGAGAGGAGGACUGGAGCACAUACAUUAUCAUAUUCGUGAGCUUCGGGGUGCUGGCGGCGGUGUGCGUGUGUAUGGGAAAGGGAAUGUAUGUCUCUGAGGCCUCAACUACGCCUAGAUGAAGAAUGAAGAAACAAAAUGUGCGCACGAUAUCCCUGAUCGUGUGUACAUUUACAUAUUUACUAGUGGGAGCCGCCGUCUUCGAUGCACUCGAAUCGGAGACAGAGAAACGGCGCUGGGAAGCGUUGCAAGCUGUUGAGGAUCGAAUUAUACGCAAAUAUAAUAUAUCACAAGAGGACUUUAAGGUUAUGGAAACGGUGGUGCUCAAAUCGGAGCCACACAAGGCGGGCCAGCAAUGGAAGUUCACGGGUGCAUUCUAUUAUGCCACCACAGUGCUCACCACCAUAGGCUAUGGGCACUCCACACCAACAACGCGUGGUGGCAAACUAUUUACAAUGUGCUACGCUAUUGUUGGUAUACCUUUGGGGCUCGUCAUGUUUCAGAGCAUCGGAGAAAGAGUGAAUAGACUGAGCAGUUAUGUUAUAAAAGCGGUACGAUCAUCGAUACGCUGCAAACGCACUGUGGCCUCAGAGGUGGAUCUUAUAUGCGUUGUCACCACGCUUAGUUCCCUGACCAUAGCCGGUGGCGCGGCGGCAUUCUCCAGAUUUGAAGGAUGGAGUUACUUUGAUUCAGUAUAUUACUGUUUUAUUACUUUAACCACAAUAGGAUUUGGCGAUAUGGUAGCUUUACAAAAAGACAAUGCACUGAAUAGAAAACCCGAAUAUGUUAUGUUCGCAUUAAUAUUUAUACUCUUCGGACUGGCAAUUGUUGCCGCCUCACUGAACUUGUUAGUACUUAGGUUUGUUACAAUGAAUACGGAGGACGAGAAACGUGAUGAAGCCCAAGCCGCGCAGUUUAUGACCAAGUCCAGUUUAUGGACCAAUGAGGCGCUGCAAGGCGCUGUCAAACUUGAGGGCGAUGUGAUAACAUCCAAUGGGUCCGUACUGAGCGGCUACGUAGGCCAGGACCUGCCAUCGCCCAACGGCAGCACCUCCACAAUAUUCUCUUGCCGUUGCAUCUGCCUGAAGCGUAAAAAGCAAGAGUCACAGAACAAACAUCUGCUGCCGGAAGUGGUGCCGAUGCAGGAUCUUAACUAUGAAAGCCAAAGCAUGCACAAUAUGGGUGCAGUCAAUGGCACUGGACACAUUAGCGGCAGUCACAUGGCCAUAGGUCCGGAUGUUGUGGAUCAAUUGGGCAAUCGCUUGCCGCUGCGGCCGUCGAACCAGCUGCUCAAGCGAAAUGUAUCGCUCUUAUCCUUUCGUAUUUAGUAUGUUCAAGCUGACAGCGGCAACAGGGAGCCUGCACUUGGCCAAAACAUAUAACAACAACAACAGCAAGAACAACAAAAUGACUUACAAUUCACGUGAUAAACAGUCUCUGAUAUAUAGUACUUAAUACCUAAUGCAAAUUUAAACUGAAUGGUAGUGAAUAUUGUAUAAUGGCGAAAUUUUAUUUACGUGCAUUUACAAUAUAAAAACUUAGUGCAUACAAUAUAUACGAAUAUUUCAGUAGCUAUAUACAAACAUACAAAUAUGCAUGUCUACUUGUGUAUAACUUAAAUGAACAUGCCUAUGUGCAUCCAUUAAUUAAACGCGAUACUAUAUUUAAUUGAUCUGAACCACUGCCAUUUCCAUGCGAUAGUAACCAGAGCCCAAGAACUCUCAUAAUAUUUUAACAGUUAACAUAAUAUGCUAACCAAUUGAAAGUAAAAACUAAUCAAUAGUUGAGAACCCGCUGAUCAAAUGCCCAAGCAAUUAUAAUUACAGCAGUUUACACUUACUUUAAAUUUUGUAUAAUACGAAUAUUUGCUUAAUAUUUUUAUUAAAUUAAGUAAUUUAUUUUAGCUUAUUGUAGUACUAGUUAGUAGCCGCAUGUAUCGAAAACGCCAAAAGUAAACUUUACUUAAAACCAAGAACUUUUAUUAAGUGCUUAAGUGACUCCAAUGUGUGCCAAAUCAAAAUAAUUAGCAUUAACUAGUUAACCCGCCAGUUCCAGGUACCGAUUUAUUAUCAGACUCCAACCAACAACAACAUUUAGUUGCAUUUAGUCGAUACGAACGCAUUAAUAAAUGCACUUGAUUUUAAUCAAAAAUAGAAAUUUUAAACAUUUU